AGCAUCUGCGGUUCCUUUGUGUCCACAUUCUCUCAAUGUAUCCGUUGCACGGCGUGACGUCAUAGAGGCCGGUUGUUGCCAUUCAUUGCUCCAUUGCUAUUGGUCCUCUGGCGAUAUUGAUACAAAUACAGAUAGAUACAUCCAUCAGGGGGGAGACCCCGCCUUGUGGGAGGUGAAGCCCAGAUCCUACAGCACCUGCUCCCUCCCCCUGGACACCAAAGUAUCUUUGCUGGACACCAUCCCUCCUCUCCCUUUUCACCCUCAAACGCCGACCGACUUUUCCCAGCCAGCCAGCCAGCCACCCCUCCCUCUCGGUCGCGCUGGUGCCAGUGUGUUGUGUGUUGUCCUCCUGCCGGCGUCGAUGGCAACAGGCGGAGGCCGAGCGGAGGUGGCGAAGGGCCGGGUCAACCCACGACCCCGUGGUCUGGGUGUCUCCGCUCGGCUCGCCCUGCAGCACGGCGGCUCGGAGCAGCCCGGUGCUCGGCUGCCGGCGCUCGGCCACAUGUGCUCCAGUUUUGGACAUAAACGGGGCCCAAGUCUGCUUUCGAGGUUCUACCACGGAACAAAAUGUGGUAAAUUGAGAUCAACAAAUCUGACCACCGUUGAGAGCUUACCAUGGGAAGUUCUGCUGAAGAUCUUUACAUACCUAGAUGUUUCUUGCUUGUUAUGUGCUGGUUGUGUCAGCAAGCGUUUCUACCAUAUGUCAAAUGACAAUUUAAUUUGGCACAGAAUCUACUGCUGCUAUUUUGUCUCCAAAAGCAAGGCUUGGAAACCAAAAGCUGUAGGUAUAGCUACUGAGAAGUUGAGUAGAAUUUCUAUCCAGGACAGUCCGCCAGGAUUUUGGAAGAAAGAAUAUAUACGUAAAUGUACAAGCUCUGGCACAAGAGGAGUCGGGCUGUUGCUGAAAUCCAUUAACCGUUACACAGGAUUACCCUCAAAAUUCAGAGAAGCAGUAAAAGCUCUUGGAAUUACCUGGAUGAUUGCUCUUUGCGAAAGAACUGGCAAAGAACAUGUGUACGAGCAAGGUAAAGCCUGCUUCAGUGAUACAUCUGCUACCGUAUGUUGGAACGGUGCAGUAUGGCCUCCUCUGUGUGGACUCAAGACACUGUGUGUGUAUGGAAUCACACCAUUAUUUCCUCCAAGUAAAACAGCCGGAAUGCAUGGCCCCCGCCGGCGAUCUCUACUUGUGGAAUAUGACCUGACAACUCUGGAAGAGUCCAGUACCUUUAUUGGCUGUGACAAACUUAUUAAGUUGAGGUGCUUAUACCCUGGCUUGUUGCUGGGCUGCUGGCAAGAGGAUGGGGAAUUGGCUGUUAUUGUUGCAAAUCUCCAUUUCCAUCAACUCAUUGAGAAGAGCACAUUAGGGUCCGUUUCCUGCCCAUAUAUGCCACCAUCUCAUGACCCAGUGGCGGAUGAUGUUGUCUCAGAAUAUGGGCUACUUGGCUAUCAUUGCCACAUUGCUUUGCACAACGGGAGAAGCUCUUGCAUGUCUGGCAGCUUUCACAACCUAUUCUGCAGAAAAGAAUCUGUCCAGAAUGGCUUCUUGCAAAUAAUGAUCAUAAGUUUAGAGAAUGAGUCCCAGCACAGCACCAUCAGUGGAAGUAUCUACAUCCCUUGGAAUACAGAGUUCUUAAAAGGCAAAAUACAACAUUGUUGCUUGAUGGAUGUGACUGUUUUGGAUGAAACAGAAAAGCCAUUCUGGUGCAUAAGCUCACCUGUGGCUUUGCAAUCCACGUCUACACCUGACAUCCGAUUUAGCUAUCUGGGCAAGAGACAGACAAUUGAAUACAAGGACCAUGAAGGGAAAGUUCAUAUGGAGCUAAUAUGGUUGGAAGAGCAGCAGCAAUAUUUCAUAGUCAGUCUUGUUCUUUACCUCAAUGUUAGAAAAGUAAAUGCCUGGUUUUCAACAAGUUACUAACUGUCUACAUCAAUAUCUAUAUGGUAACCUUGCGAAAACAUUUGUUUGAUGGACAUAUACAAUUGGCAGUAGGUGUGAGUCACAAUGCUGCAUUAUUUGAGAACUUACAACGUGAAACAUAUUGAAAAGCUUAUUUGAUUCAAUUGCGACUCCCCGCUAUUGGAUUUUAGCUACAGAUGUCCACCAGCCUAAUAAAUGUUUCAAAACAUUUUACGUGAGAUUUAUUGAGAUUGAUUGGUGAUCGGUUGUUUAAUUACACCUGGUGAUACAUUUUCAUCCAGACAAAUUGCAGGGAUAGUUCUUUGUAAUAGCAGCCAUUUGGAAGGGCCCAGGAUUUUUUUUCAAGGCUGAGCUGCUGCAUUUGUUUGCAUCUGUAUAUACUCCAUUUAAGGACGGAUCUUCUGUAAACUGCAGGCAAAUUCAGGCAUAAUAUAUAAGGAACUAAAAAAAGCCUGACAACUGAAAUAUCCAACAAAAAAAAAGCUUAAAGUAAAGGAGGAAUGGGG
Messenger RNA from Leucoraja erinaceus (little skate), 2424 nucleotides. RefSeq names its product F-box protein 15 (gene fbxo15). Gene Ontology annotation, molecular function: protein binding. The record is from RefSeq and is a predicted model, not a curated record. The transcript has 10 exons. Lineage: Eukaryota; Metazoa; Chordata; Chondrichthyes; Rajiformes; Rajidae. Bases 362 to 1918 code for a protein of 518 amino acids.